GUUCAUUCAUUCCAUAGUCACGCGCUGAACCGCCGGUACGAAGUACAUUUUGACGUUUCUUAGUAUAACUUGAAUCAUCGGUUGUUGUUGUUGAGUCAGUGUAUAGUGUAGCAGGAAAGUGAUGGUAGGCUGGGUGCCCGUGUGAUCGAUUGGUGUUAUGCACGCCAUGAGCGACCCUUCGGCCCUGGCUGGCAUGUUACCCUUUGACUCUAUUGGACUGUACGAACAGCCGAAGCCCAGAUUCAUCUUCAAGAUGCCGCGAGUGGUUCCCGAUCAGAAGGCGAAAUUCGAAUCCGAUGAUCUCUUUAAAAGGCUGAGCAGAGAGAGCGAGGUACGAUACACGGGCUACCGCGACAGGCCGCCAGAAGAGCGCCAAAUGCGGUUUACCAGCGGGUGCCGCGAGGGCCACACCGAGAUCGCCUUCACCGCCACCGGCACCAACCUGCAGCUGGUCUUCGACCACUCGCCCUACAACAACAGAGGCUGCGACUUCCAGAAGGAGAACGGCAAGGCCCACAUAGUGUCCAAGUUUAUAAUGAAUGGCGUGUGCGUAAGAUGGCGAGGUUGGAUUGACUUAGAGCGGCUGGACGGUGUCGGGUGCCUGGAGUUGGACGAAGAGCGUGCGGCUAUUGAGGAUGCAGCGCUGCGCGACCAGAUCGAGCGGUACAACCAGCGGCUGCGGGACUUCGAGGAUAAGCAGCGAGUAUACCGCGAGCAUGGUGACGACUUGCGCGCGCACUCGCACGCGCACGCGCAGCGAUGCCACCAGGCGCGCGCGCCGCCGCACGCAGCGCACGUCGCGCACCCCCACCCACACCCCUCGCACGCUAUCCACAUGAAGUCCCAGGGAGCUCUCAUCUCGUAAACCAAAAAGCCG
Cydia amplana is the source of this 877-nucleotide messenger RNA. Its product is annotated as protein big brother-like. Gene Ontology annotation, biological process: regulation of transcription by RNA polymerase II. Gene Ontology annotation, molecular function: transcription coactivator activity; sequence-specific DNA binding. The record is from RefSeq and is a predicted model, not a curated record. The coding region runs from base 158 to 865 and encodes 235 amino acids. Gene Ontology annotation, cellular component: core-binding factor complex; nucleus. Lineage: Eukaryota; Metazoa; Arthropoda; Insecta; Lepidoptera; Tortricidae. The transcript has 3 exons.